Messenger RNA from Lipotes vexillifer (Yangtze River dolphin), 2929 nucleotides. It is a transcript of the gene ST7, whose product is annotated as suppression of tumorigenicity 7. The coding region runs from base 235 to 1992 and encodes 585 amino acids. Lineage: Eukaryota; Metazoa; Chordata; Mammalia; Artiodactyla; Lipotidae. The transcript is spliced from 16 exons. The record is from RefSeq and is a predicted model, not a curated record.
UUCAGAGAGUUAGCAUUAAGGCUGGGAAAAAAUGGCAAGCGCGCCCGCGACCCGCGCGCGAUUUCCCGCCGCGCCCGCGUCCCGGGCGGCGGGCGAGCUCCGGGGGCGCCGGGGCCGCGGCGGCGGGGACGGCGGCGGCGGCGGCGGCGGCGGCGGCGCGAGCGGCGCCUCCGGGCCGGUGAAUCAUCCCUGCAGACACCGAGAGCCGCGGCAGCAGAGAGCAGCGCCGGAAAAAUGGCUGAAGCGGGCACGGGCUUUCUGGAGCAGCUCAAGUCCUGUAUAGUUUGGUCUUGGACUUAUCUCUGGACCGUAUGGUUCUUCAUCGUCCUCUUCCUGGUCUACAUCCUGCGGGUGCCCUUGAAAAUCAACGACAAUUUGAGCACAGUGAGCAUGUUUUUGAACACAUUAACACCGAAGUUCUACGUGGCCCUGACAGGCACUUCCUCACUCAUAUCAGGGCUUAUUUUGAUAUUUGAAUGGUGGUAUUUUCGCAAGUAUGGAACAUCAUUCAUUGAACAAGUCUCAGUAAGCCACUUGCGCCCCCUUCUGGGAGGGGUUGACAACAACUCCUCCAAUAAUUCUAACUCCAGUAAUGGGGACUCAGAUUCCAACAGGCAAAGCGUCUCAGAAUGCAAAGUAUGGCGAAAUCCACUAAAUUUAUUUAGGGGUGCUGAAUAUAAUCGGUACACUUGGGUGACUGGACGAGAGCCUCUGACUUACUAUGACAUGAACCUCUCUGCCCAGGACCACCAGACAUUCUUUACUUGUGACUCGGACCAUCUGCGUCCUGCAGAUGCAAUAAUGCAGAAAGCCUGGAGAGAGAGAAACCCCCAAGCUAGGAUUUCUGCAGCCCAUGAAGCCUUAGAGAUAAAUGAAAUUAGGUCCAGAGUUGAAGUUCCCCUAAUUGCUUCCUCUACCAUCUGGGAGAUAAAAUUAUUACCAAAGUGUGCAACUGCUUAUAUUCUCUUGGCUGAAGAAGAAGCAACAACCAUUGCUGAAGCAGAAAAGCUGUUUAAGCAGGCCCUGAAAGCUGGAGACGGCUGUUACCGGCGUUCUCAGCAGCUACAGCAUCAUGGAUCCCAGUAUGAAGCCCAACAUAGACGAGACACCAAUGUCUUGGUCUACAUCAAAAGAAGGCUAGCAAUGUGUGCCAGAAGACUCGGGAGGACCAGAGAAGCAGUGAAAAUGAUGAGAGAUUUAAUGAAGGAGUUCCCUCUCCUGAGCAUGUUCAACAUCCAUGAAAACCUUUUAGAAGCCCUUCUGGAACUACAAGCAUAUGCUGAUGUUCAGGCAGUCUUAGCAAAGUAUGAUGAUAUAAGCUUACCAAAGUCGGCAACAAUAUGCUACACAGCGGCCUUGCUCAAAGCAAGAGCUGUCUCUGACAAAUUCUCUCCCGAGGCUGCAUCUCGGCGGGGGCUGAGCACAGCAGAGAUGAAUGCAGUAGAGGCCAUUCAUAGAGCUGUGGAAUUCAAUCCUCAUGUGCCAAAAUACCUGCUAGAAAUGAAAAGCUUAAUCCUGCCCCCAGAACAUAUCCUGAAGAGAGGGGACAGUGAAGCGAUAGCAUAUGCGUUCUUUCACCUGGCACACUGGAAGAGGGUAGAAGGGGCUUUGAAUCUUCUGCAUUGUACGUGGGAAGGCACUUUUCGGAUGAUCCCUUAUCCCUUGGAAAAGGGGCAUCUAUUUUAUCCUUAUCCCAUCUGUACAGAAACAGCAGAUCGUGAGCUGCUUCCAUCUUUCCAUGAAGUCUCAGUUUACCCAAAAAAGGAGCUUCCCUUCUUUAUCCUCUUUACUGCUGGAUUGUGUUCCUUCACAGCCAUGCUGGCCCUCCUGACACAUCAGUUCCCGGAACUCAUGGGGGUCUUUGCAAAAGCUAUGAUUGACAUUUUCUGCUCGGCAGAGUUCAGGGACUGGAAUUGCAAGAGUAUUUUCAUGCGUGUUGAAGAUGAACUGGAAAUCCCACCGGCACCUCAGUCUCAUCAUUUUCAAAACUGAACUCAUCACCCUUCUUCCCCCACCACCACCACAACUGCUCCUUCUCCUGUAUUCCUGAUCUCCGCCAGUGGCACUGAUAUCCACCCAGUUACUCAAGCCAGAAACUCAGCAGCCCUCCCAAACUCUUCCCUCUCUCACUCCUUAUAUCCUGUCUGUCUUGGCUUUCACAGUCUGUCGGCUCUAACCUCCUGAGCCACUAGGCAUUCGGUAAAUGUAACUCACCUCUUCUUGCUUCUCCCAUGGCUGUCUCUUAGUUUGGAUCUUUGUGAUUUCUUGCCUGGACACCUGCAAGAGUCUUAACUGGCCUCCUUGCUUCCAGUCUUAUCCUCUGCCAGUAUUUCUUUCAUACUGACAAAAGAAUGAUCUUUCUAAAUUGCAAGUCUGAGCAUGUCACUUCCCCGCUUGAAUUUCUCCAGUGGUUUCCCACCAGCAUCAGGAUAAAGUCCCAGAUCUUUAGCAUGGCAUACAAGGUCCUUUAUGAUCUGGCCCUUGCUUUCCUCUUCAGCCUCAUCUGUCUCCCAACUCUUGCACAGACGCUGGUCUUGGGCCACAGUGAAUGGCUCACCGUUCCCAGAUGCUUUUGUGAGCCUCGGUGCCUUUGCACGUACUAUUUGCUCUGCAUGGAAUGCCCUUCCCCAUUAUCAUCAGCACUUGUACAGUCUACUAACGCCUCUUCAUUCUUUUAUACUCAGCUUCCUUUCUGAGUUUCUCCCAAGCUGAGUUAGAUGUUUCUCCUCUCAGCUCCCACAGUAUUCCAUGAAUACCUACAUUACGUUUAUUGUACUGUGUUAUAAUUGUUAAAAACUUGUCUGACCCCCUUGUAGAAUGUGAGCUCUUUGCGAGCAGGACUGUGUCUUCCUCAUCUCUGUAUCCCCAAAGCUUUGCACAGUGCCUUGCACAUAGUAGGUUUUCAAUAAAUGAUUAUUAAAUAAAUAAA